CCUUUCAAAAAUCGCUACACUUGCCUUCUGUACCAUACUGCGUUCGCGCGCCUUUCGCCUCGUAGCGCCAACAUUUUUUUAAAUUGUUUGUGCCAGCAAUAAAUUCGGGAGUUUUAUUUUUUAUUUUUGUGCCAGUGAAUAGCCAUGGUUCGUCAAAUCGGUGUGUUGUUGUGUUGCUUCGCCGUCUUCGGCAUUUCCCUUAGUGAAGCGCUAUCGGAAAAUAAAACAAGAUGUCGAAACCCACCGACCGCCCCACAGAAGAUCGAACGAGUCAUCACGCUCUGCCAGGAUGAAAUCAAAGUCUCUAUCUUAAGAGAGGCUCUGGACGUGAUAAAGGAGGAGCACACGAUGCCGGCGGAGCGCACGCGCAACAAGAGAGAGGUGCCAUUCACGCAUGAUGAGAAACGCAUCGCCGGGUGUCUCCUCCAGUGCGUGUACCGGAAAGUGAAAGCAGUGGACACGUACGGGUUCCCGACGUUGGAGGGUCUGGUGGGUCUGUACUCCGACGGCGUGAACGAGCGCGGCUACUUCAUGGCGGUGCUGGAGGCGUCGCGGGAGUGUCUCAUGCAGAACCACGACAAGUUCUCCAGGACUGUGCCCAUGGACAACGGUCGCAACUGUGACGUGUCGUUCAACAUCUUCGAGUGCAUCUCCGACCGCAUCGGCGAGUACUGCGGCAACGCCGGACUCUGAAGAGUACAACUCUA
Molecule: messenger RNA, 707 nt
Organism: Aricia agestis (brown argus)
Lineage: Eukaryota; Metazoa; Arthropoda; Insecta; Lepidoptera; Lycaenidae
Gene: Obp73a
Product: general odorant-binding protein 70
Exons: 6
Coding region: 145-693 (182 amino acids)
Molecular function (GO): odorant binding
Source: RefSeq, a predicted model, not a curated record